Pelmatolapia mariae (spotted tilapia) is the source of this 966-nucleotide messenger RNA. RefSeq lists its product as uncharacterized. Lineage: Eukaryota; Metazoa; Chordata; Actinopteri; Cichliformes; Cichlidae. Bases 1 to 966 code for a protein of 321 amino acids. Gene Ontology annotation, biological process: response to bacterium. The record is from RefSeq and is a predicted model, not a curated record. The transcript is spliced from 5 exons.
AUGAAUGUGUUGUGGGUCACACUGCUUCUUCUUCAUCGAGGAUACACACUUAUUCCAGUAACUACAGUUCAACUUGGUGAACCUGCAACUUUACUAUGUGACCUGCCUAAGACCGUGUACAGCCGUAGAGUCGACUGGUACAAGCAGAGUCCUGGAGACACUCUGCAAAGAAUUUGGACAGUGAAGGACUCUGCAGCACCUGCCUUUGCACCUGAGUUCAACAACUCAAAAUGGGAUGUUAAGUAUGACAAGAAUUUGAGCAACCUGACCAUUUUGAGGACAAACCAAGAGGACGAGGGAAUGUAUCACUGUGGAUUCACAGCGUGGCUCCAAGAUACCAAAUGGACUGCAAUAUAUUUGUUAGUAAAAGGAAACACCCAGAGAACAUCAAACUAUUCUGUUGUUCAAGAGAAGAUAGCCCCUCCAGGAGGCUCAGUCACUCUUCAUUGUUCACUCCUCUCUAAUUUUGAUCACAAGACAUGUUCCGGAGGUCUCAGUAUGUUCUGGUUUAGAGAAGGAUCAAAUCCAUCUCAUCCUAGCAUCAUCUACACUGAUGGAAACAGACAUCAUAAAUGUGGGAAUAGCCCUGCGACUCAUCAGAGUUGUGUUUAUCAGUACAGUAAAAAUAUUAGCUCCUCAGACGGCGGGACAUACUAUUGUGCUGUGGCCACAUGUGGGAAGAUAUUGUUUGGAAAAGGAACUAAACUUCAAGGAAACACCCAGAGGAUAUCAAACUAUACCGUUGUUCAGGAGAAGACCAUCCGUCUAGGAGACUCGGUGACUCUCCAGUGUUCAGUUCUCUCAGUCUCAGUUAACAAGACAUGUCCAGGGGGUCUUGAGAAAAAGAACACAUUGACGUUUUCUGCUGUUGUGUUUACGAUGAUGAAGGCUGACAAAUAUAAAAGACAGGGUGCAGUGAAGCGGCAGCAGAUCUACAUGGCUGUCAAGGCUUUUGGACUGGAUUAG